Messenger RNA from Malus domestica (apple), 1971 nucleotides. Its product is annotated as enolase 1, chloroplastic-like. Gene Ontology annotation, molecular function: magnesium ion binding; phosphopyruvate hydratase activity. The record is from RefSeq and is a predicted model, not a curated record. Gene Ontology annotation, biological process: glycolytic process. Gene Ontology annotation, cellular component: phosphopyruvate hydratase complex. NCBI's taxonomy places the organism in Eukaryota, Viridiplantae, Streptophyta, Magnoliopsida, Rosales, Rosaceae.
AACCAACCCACAUUAUAUUCAUCGCCUCCUCGACGGAUUUUCCCACACUUUCUCACCACUUUAAAUCUCUCUCCCCCAAAACUUUCUCACCCUCCAAACACUUUUCUCUCUCUAAAACUCUCUCUCUCUCUCUCUCGAAAUUUAAACAUGGCUCUAGCUACCCAGCCCACCACUAACCUCCUCCAAAACCCCUUCCUCUCCUCCAAACCCCAACCCAGACCCCAGCAGCUCCCCACGGCCGUCCCCUGCCCGGCCCGGCGUCGUUCAGGCUCCGUCCAAUGCUCCGUCGCCGUCGCGCCCGCCGCGGCCUCCAAGGUCUCCAAGGAGUACAAGGUCAAGUCGGUGAAGGCGAGGCAGAUCAUUGAUAGCAGGGGCAAUCCGACCGUCGAGGUUGAUCUGGUCACCGACGAUCUGUAUCGAUCGGCCGUGCCCAGUGGCGCCUCUACCGGAAUCUACGAGGCGUUGGAGCUCAGGGACGGUGACAAGGCGGUCUACGGCGGGAAAGGUGUGCUCACUGCUGUGAAGAAUAUCAAUGAGAUUUUGGGACCCAAGCUCAUUGGCGUCGAUGUCAGAAAUCAAAAUGAGGUCGAUGCACUUAUGCUGGAAAUCGAUGGAACCCCAAACAAGUCGAAACUGGGGGCCAAUGCCAUUUUGGGAGUAUCUCUGAGCGUGUGUAGAGCGGGAGCAGGAGCAAAGGGAGUGCCAUUGUACAAGCACAUCCAGGAAGUGUCGGGAAUAAAGGAGCUCGUUAUGCCUGUCCCGGCUUUCAAUGUGAUCAAUGGAGGCAGCCAUGCUGGAAAUAAUCUGGCAAUGCAGGAGUUUAUGAUCCUGCCUGUGGGUGCAUCCUCGUUCGCUGAGGCACUCCGCAUGGGUAGUGAAGUUUACCAUACACUAAAGGGAAUUAUCAAGGCAAAAUAUGGACAGGAUGCUUGCAAUGUUGGAGAUGAAGGGGGGUUUGCUCCCAAUGUGCAGGAUAACAGGGAGGGACUGGUUUUGCUCAUUGAUGCUAUCGAAAAGGCUGGUUACACCGGAAAGAUCAAAAUCGGAAUGGAUGUUGCAGCCUCGGAAUUUCUCACUAAAGAAGGGAAAUACGAUCUCAACUUUAAGAAACAACCAAAUGACGGAGCCCAUGUGCUCUCUCCUCCGAACCUUGGCGAGCUGUACAAGGAGUUCAUUAAGGAAUUCCCGAUUGUGUCCAUUGAAGAUCCAUUCGACCAAGACGAUUGGAGCUCGUGGUCUUCACUUCAGUCUUCUGUCGAUAUCCAACUCGUCGGAGAUGACUUGUUGGUCACAAAUCCAACAAAAAUUGCUGAAGCCAUUCAGAAGAAGGCAUGCAAUGGCUUACUUCUAAAGGUCAACCAGAUUGGCACAAUAACUGAAUCUAUUCAGGCAGCACUCGAUGCGAAAGCUGCAGGUUGGGGUGUCAUGGUCAGCCACCGGAGUGGAGAAACUGAAGAUAACUUUAUCGCUGAUCUUUCCGUUGGCUUGGCCAGUGGACAGAUCAAGACCGGAGCUCCCUGCCGGAGUGAGCGGUUGGCCAAGUAUAAUCAGCUUCUGCGUAUUGAAGAGGAACUCGGCAAUGUGCGUUAUGCUGGCGAAGCUUUCAGAUCUCCGUAAGCUUCGAAAUUUUUACUAGAUCAUUCAUUCAAGUCAUCUAAGCAUCCAUCCAAUUCAGAUUUCCUGGAAAAUCUACACAAAUUCUUAUAGAGGUUAUCAAGUUAGGUGUCUUUAGGGUAGUUCCAUGUGCCGAAUUCUGGGCACAAGACACCGGGCUUCUUCGUCUUCAAUCCAAACAUCUCGGUCAAUAAAGAAGUUGCUGGUCUCGAUCAAUCAUCUUCAUGAGUUUAUAUGGAACCGGUCGAACGACAGGCAUCCAGUUCGACUUUGUAGUUCUUGUGUGGCAUUGUAAUGUAAUGCACUGUAUCAUAUUUCAACUUGUCGACUAAAUCUUGAAAUGUUUUAGAGGCACAA